Messenger RNA from Aspergillus caelatus, 1380 nucleotides. Its product is annotated as FAD-binding oxidoreductase. The record is from RefSeq and is a predicted model, not a curated record. Gene Ontology annotation, molecular function: FAD binding. Bases 1 to 1380 code for a protein of 459 amino acids. The transcript has 7 exons. Lineage: Eukaryota; Fungi; Ascomycota; Eurotiomycetes; Eurotiales; Aspergillaceae.
AUGGCUUUCGGCACGGCAGCUGCGCUUGAUAAGUUGAGGACUGUCUUCUCUAGUCAGUUGGUGACUCCAGACGUUGAGUCAAAGUAUCAGGCAGCUGUGGCACGCCCCUGGUCUCAGACGUGCUGGACCCCAGCUGCCGGCUAUAUAUAUCUCAGCAAUAUACAAGAGCUCAGUGAAGCACUGGCUAUUGUCAAGAAGACAGGAACCAAGUUUGCGAUUCGCACGACCGGUCACAACCCCAACGCUGGCUUUAGUAGUGCAGAUGAGUCCGCUAUUGUUCUUGAUAUCCGUCAGCUUCAGUCUAAGGAGCUGACAUCGGAGGGAGUCGCUCGCUUUGGAUCGGGAAACACCUGGGGCGAGGUGUAUGCCUGGCUGGAGGAGCAAAACCUGUCAGCUAUUGGAGGUCGAGGCCAGCAGGUCGGACUAGGAGGUUUUCUCCUCGGAGGCGGCAUGGGGGCUUUGCCUAAUCUUUAUGGUCUUGGAUCGGAUGGCGUGAGAAACUUUGAGGUCCUGUUGGCCGAUGGCAGACUGAUUAAUGCGAACGCGAAUGAAAAUGCCGAUCUCCAUCGCGUUCUGAAGGGUGGUGGCUCCAACUAUGGCAUCAUCACGCGAUUCGACCUCGAAAUCCAUCCUCUGAUCAAUGUCCAAUACAUGAUCUACCUCUACAAUCCAGAUGACCAUGUUCAGAUCAACAAAGCAACAGUUGCCGUUCAGAAUGCCAUGGAGGAUGAUCCUAAGAUUGGGUUGUUCACCAAUUUCAACAAUGGCUUCGUUGCUGUGGGCUUGCUCUAUGGAGAUACCCCAGCGGAGCCACCUUCGGCUUUUGAGUCUUUCUAUAAUCUUAAAAGCCUGAUGACGAUAGCUCUCCCCACUACAAAUGGCACCCUCCUAUCGUUAGCGCAAGCCAUGGGACAUACCAAAGUUUCCCAGAAGCGAGCUAUUUGCACGAAAGUCUACAAGUCCUGGACUGAGGUCUGCAAGACCCUGCCGUCUGGCUGCAUUCUGCAUUAUACCAUCCAGCCGAUGGGCAAGGCUGGUGUACAGGCAGGAAAUGAUCGUGGAGGGAAUAUCAUGGGACACGAGAGUAUUCCGCAGUGCUGGUGGGUUUUCACUUGUGAGUGGCCCCAGGAGGGUGGCGACGACGCCGCCGCGCAACAGGCAGUAGAUACAAUGUCCGAAGUGGUGCACUCUCUGGCCAGAGAAAAGGGACUUUUAUUGGACUUUAAGUGUAUGAGCUUUGCCAUGGCCUCUCAAAGGGUUCUGGGCAGUUACGGGGCUGAGAAUAUCAAGACGAUGCAGGAGGCUGCAGCCAAGUACGACCCUGAGGGGGUCUUCCAGAAGCUGCAGUACGGUGGCUUUCUCCUGCGCAACAACGUCUAA